AUGGGAUAAUAAAUGCAAAAACCAAAAAGGUUAUAUUUUUACCAAAUGCUAUAAAACCAUGUCUUUUCGAACAUUAAUUCAGAACGUUUGUGUUAAAUUAAAGUGUGGAAACUCCACCAACAUUUCUUGAACCUUAAAAUUAUCAAUAAACUGAAUUCCAGAUAUGUAACCUAACAGAUAACACCUGCGACGAGGGAUUAAAUAUCAGAUGGCGGCUGAGGAGGUUCUACGGAGGCAGCGGGCGGCCCAGCACGAGGCUAUGGCAUGCGCCGUGCAGCUUCACGAGAGGAACACUCAGCUGCAGGCGGCAAUGCGUGCUGUUGACCGUGCUGUACUGACUGUGCGCGUGGAUUACGAAAUGGAGAUGGCCCGAAUGGAGAAAGUGUUAACAAGUACGCGGAAUCGCCUUGAGGCCACGCAGCAGGAGGUGGCUAUGUGGCAGGAGGAGGUGCAGUGCUGUGUUACAGCUAAUCAUGCUCUCCAGCUUCAGCUAGCGAGCUCUCAGCGGGACGCCCGAAGCCUUCUGGCUCAGCUGCACGAGCACAUCAAGGAACAAGAAGAUCUCCAAAGAAAAUAUGAAGAUGCCACUUCGUCACAUAAAGAUUUCAUGAUUACGGAGAGACAGCUGUUGAAGAUUAAUGAAAUUCUUCGUAAAAGGAUUUUUGAACUAGAAACUAUAAGCAAAAAAUAAUGUUUUUAAUUAUUAAAAAACAAUUUGCUUUUCCUGAAUUUUUUAUAGAUAUUUUGUUUUUACCCUUAUUUAAACACAAUAUAAAAUAUUUUAGUAGAAUAAAGUUUCAUUUUAAAAAAA
Messenger RNA from Bacillus rossius redtenbacheri, 811 nucleotides. RefSeq lists its product as uncharacterized. The record is from RefSeq and is a predicted model, not a curated record. Lineage: Eukaryota; Metazoa; Arthropoda; Insecta; Phasmatodea; Bacillidae. The transcript has 3 exons. The coding region runs from base 209 to 691 and encodes 160 amino acids.